Molecule: messenger RNA, 1494 nt
Organism: Magallana angulata
Lineage: Eukaryota; Metazoa; Mollusca; Bivalvia; Ostreida; Ostreidae
Product: molybdenum cofactor biosynthesis protein 1-like
Exons: 1
Coding region: 197-1369 (390 amino acids)
Biological process (GO): Mo-molybdopterin cofactor biosynthetic process
Molecular function (GO): GTP 3',8'-cyclase activity; metal ion binding; 4 iron, 4 sulfur cluster binding
Source: RefSeq, a predicted model, not a curated record
UUUCAUUAUGUGGUUUGUUGACAAGUUACAGAGCAUAAGGUGAAAAAACAUGUGUAAGUUGGAUAACUGAAAUAAAUGGAAUAUUCAUUUGUGUAGUUAAUGAGUAACCGAAGAGUGUGCAGUAAAAAAGGCAUACUACGUUAAGUAAAUACAGGCGUGACCUACUUAACAUUGUCCUAUAUCUUAACAGCAGCACAUGCUACAUUGCUUUUUUCCUACAAUGAAGAGAACAAUUUUUGGAGUGUUUCAAAGAGCCCAUACUUAUGGUGGACACUCUGUAGUGUGCAGAAGAGAAGGAGGAAGGCGUUCACAAUUUACAACGUGUUUGGAACAAGAGGAAAAACAAGUACAACCUGAAAGUGAAAAAAUCAAAUCUUCAGUACUAACAGAUUUAUUUGGAAGACACCACAACUAUCUCAGAAUAUCAGUCAGUGAACGAUGCAACUUAAGGUGUCAGUAUUGCAUGCCAGAGGAAGGAGUGGAUCUUUCCCCCAAGGACCGCAUUCUGUCAGGCAAGGAAAUUGUUCGAAUAUCUGAACUGUUCAUGAAGCAAGGAGUGAACAAGAUUCGCUUGACAGGAGGUGAACCUUUGGUUCGAGGAGACCUCAAAGAUAUUAUAAAGGGAAUAAACUCAUUCAGAUCACAGUACAAUCUCGAAACAAUAGCCAUAACAACCAAUGGAGUUACAUUAGGAAAGAAACUUCCACAGUUAAAAGAAGCAGGACUUGAUUUGAUAAAUAUCAGCCUGGAUACCUUGAUUCCUGCAAAGUUUGAGUUCAUCACAAGGCGGAAGGGAUGGGAAAGAGUGAUGAACAGUAUCGAUACUGCAAUAGAUUUGGGUUACAGCCCUGUAAAGGUGAACUGUGUAGUUAUGAGAGGAGUGAACGAAGAAGAAAUUGUGGACUUCGUGAAACUGACAAAGGAUAAAAACAUAGAUGUUAGGUUUAUUGAGUACAUGCCCUUUGAUGGGAACAAAUGGAACUUCAAGAAAAUGGUAUCUUAUGCAGAGAUGAUUGACACUAUCAAGUCUACAUUCCCGGAUCUUCAACGAAUGUCAGACCAUGCGAAUGACACAUCCAAGGCAUACAAAGUUCCUGGCCAUGAAGGGCAGAUUGGGUUUAUUACCUCCAUGAGUGAGCAUUUCUGUGGCUCCUGUAAUAGACUUAGAGUCACAGCAGAUGGAAACCUGAAAGUGUGCUUGUUUGGGAACGCAGAAGUCUCACUCAGGGAUGAGCUCAGGAGAGGCGCGGAGGAAGAAGAAAUAUGGCAGUUUAUCGAGGAAGCUGUUAAGCGCAAGAAGAAACAGCAUGCUGGGAUGUUUAACCUGUCCAAAAUGAAGAACAGACCUAUGAUUCUAAUUGGCGGUUAAUUUUAUAAGUUCCACUGUGGGCAUUAUUGAAUCCCAAAACAUUUUUAUAUGUAUCAUUUCCAUUAUAUGAACUGUGAUAAAUAAGAUGUAAAUUGGAUUGUUCCAUGUUUAUUUUAACAGGUUAU